Gadus chalcogrammus (walleye pollock) is the source of this 4149-nucleotide messenger RNA. RefSeq names its product cerebellar degeneration-related protein 2-like. The transcript has 6 exons. The record is from RefSeq and is a predicted model, not a curated record. NCBI's taxonomy places the organism in Eukaryota, Metazoa, Chordata, Actinopteri, Gadiformes, Gadidae. The coding region runs from base 271 to 1617 and encodes 448 amino acids.
CACGCAACUUCUCGUGCGUGCGUAACGUGUUGUCAAACGAUGAACCAAUCAGAGACCACGGUGGCGGCUGCCCGGGCUUCAGUUGCACCCUGCAAGCCAGGGGACGCCGUCGUUUAGUACAGCGCAUGCCGGCUGACGGCUCCUCCUGGAUUGGACUGAUACCGGGGCUGGAAGGGCAAACAUUUCAGUUAUCGUUUUUUGUGGUCGUCUUCUUACACCAAAUAUAUAUUUUUAUUAAAACGACGCCGGUGUUGCGUGUGUAAAUUAAGGAUGCUGACCGAUAUGAUUGUGGAGGAAGAAUUCGAAAUCAAGGAAGAGGAGCCCUGGUAUGACAAGCGAGACCUUGAACACGAUCUGCACCUGGCAGCAGAGCUGGGGAAAACUCUUCUGGAUCGCAACAAAGAGCUGGAACAGGGCCUCCAGCAGAUGUACUCCACCAACCAAGAGCAACUACAGGAGAUAGAGUACCUGACCAAGCAGGUGGAGGUCCUCCGGCAGGUCAACGAGCAGCACGCCAAGGUGUACGAGCAGCUGGACGCGACCUCCAGGGACCUGGAGCAGACCAACCACCGGCUGGGCCUGGACAACCGCGGCGCCCAGCAGAAGAUCCAGAGACUGACGGAGACUGCGGAGGGGCUUCAGAGCCAGGCCGAGGACCUGCAGCGGGAGCUGGAGGACGUGAAGAACAGCCCCCCCCAGCGGACCUCACCCCCCGGGGACCCCCGUAGCACCCACAGUGUGUCCUGCCUGCAGGAGCUGCAGAGCACCCUCAGGUACGGCGACCACGACGGCUCCUCAGACGACCUCCACGCCGCGUCGUCCAAGCUGGAGUGGCGCGAGGAGGAGCAAGCGUCGCUGCGCCGCUCCCUCCGGGCCCUCCAGACCCAGCUUGCCAAUGAGAGGGCUGGCAGGGAGGAGGCGGAGCGCGAGGCCGACGUGCUGGCCAAUGAGAACGCGGCGCUGGAGCGGCAGCUGGACUCGAUGGAGGGGUGCCGGGCCCAGCUCGCCGAGGUGGAGUGCGAGGCGGCGGAGCUGCGGCUGCUCUGGCGCACGGAGCGCUCCGCCCGCUCCGCCGGCCGCGGGAUGGGCCACGCCCACGCGGCCCCGCCCACCGCGCUGUUCCACAACCACGAGGACGAGGAAGACGAGGACCACGACGACGAGGACGACGAUGACGGGGGGGAUCUCGUGGUGGCGGCAGCGGCGGUGGCGGCGGGCAGCGGCACGCCCCAGAGGCCGGCGCCCACCGGCGCCUCCGCAAAGCGGGCCCGGGCGCGGCGCUCGGAGGCGGUGAAGUACCGCGGCAUCUCGCUGCUCAACGAGGUGGACGCGCAGUACAGCGCCCUGCAGGUGAAGUACGAGGAGCUGCUGCAGCGCUGCGGGGCUCCUCCCAGGGCCCCGGACGGCGAGGGCCACAGCCACAAGGCCAUCCAGACCGCCACCGCCACCGCCCCCGCCGCCGCCCCCGGUCGCCACGCCUCUUUGGGGGCCGCCUGCACGGACGAUAUCCAGCAGCCGGAGUACAAGGCGCUCUUCCAGGAGAUCUUCGACUGUAUUCAGAGAACCAAAGAGGACCUGAGUGGGGCCAGGGGGGCGUCCACCACACCCUGCUGCUGAUCUGCUUCUUCUUUGUUUUUUUACACGAUUGCUUAAAAAAAAUUAAUAUCAAAAAAAAAAUUUAAGCAUUGUGUACAGCCUGCGCUGAUGCACUCGUCCACACGGGGAGGUUACUAUUUAUUGUUAUUGACUCUUAUGCCAGCCCGGAGCUGGAACCUACUGUACGGUGAAAACAAAAAAGAAAAAAAGUCUGUGGGGCUCAGAAGUUGGAUGAGAGCGAUGCGGAGGGAAUCAAGAUGGCGACACCAACUUAAUUGGGUGAUUUGUCUCGUGGUUUUUUUUGUUGCACAGAAACACCAGUGCCUAACGUCUUCCUGAUCGAACCAUCGCUCUACCUCAGCCUAUGAGCACUACUUGACGAACAGCCAAUAAGCUCCUUGGGAUAUUCUCUAGAGAGAAAAAAAAAAACAUAGUCACUGAGCUGUAGCUUAUAAUUCUUGCUUCUUUGACCUACUUAGAAGCGAAACAUUUGACAUCCAUGGUGGCUGACUUUGUGGUGUACCUUUUGGCAGCAACUGAAGGUACAACUGCACACAUUGUGUCAGGUGCUUAAAUACCGUCUGAAUGUUUAAUAUUACCAGAACGGAAUUACAGGACAUUUAUGGUGCUCUAUUGAUUACAUUAACGGUACUCGUCGAGUCUUCCCGAAAUAGUGUUUAUAUUUGUUCAUAGGAUAAGCUCUGUCGACUGGAUUAUAGUGCACUAGGUGGAGCUUCUAAGGAAUCUAAAGUAUAAUCGUAUGUACUUACUGUAAUGUCACUGGUCAUCCACAUAUCAAUUUCUAAUGCAGGCGACUUAAUUGUCCUCUAAUGUGGCCUGUUAAGCCUGCUUGGCGUAAUUGUAAUGCUGUAACAUAUUGGUGCACUUUCCUUCUUGACUUGUAUUUAAAAUCACCAUGAGAUGCACUUUAGAAUUGCACUGGGGAUUGUCCCUUCUACCAAUGCUUUAUCAUGGCGCUUGUGAUUCCCAUCGUUUGAAGUCACAUCAUGGACCUAUUUGUUCAACAGCAUUGAUGUCUAGUUUAAUUAUACAAUUAGUGAAUGUUUUUGAACGUUUCAUAACCUUGUCUGCUAUCGCUGAGAAAGUGUUUGCUGUAUGAAUGAACUUUAAGGUGAUGCUUGGAAAUCAAUAAAUGCUCAAUUCUCAUUUUAGAGUUGCACAUGGAAAAACAAAUGACCUUUUAUUCCUUUGUAGAAGUUAUGGACACAAACUAAAUUGUGCUGUUGGAAUUAUUUGACCAAGGACUGCAAUGCUUGCUACAAAUAUAUUUGCUAAAAUAAUCUGUAAAUCAUGUCAUGGCACUAGGUUGUCUUCUCUGGUUUGCUUUUAGGGUUUGGCUACUGAAUUCCCGGGAGACUCAAGUAAAUUGGCAUGUUUCACGCGAUAAUUUGCUUAUUCAGCAUUCACUCUUAUUUCUCAGCCAAGAUAAAAACAUGGCUGUUGCUGAACAGAAAUCCGAAAAUGCCCAAAAAGCGCUUACUGUAAGUUUCAUUAGGAUUAACUUGUCAAGUGUGUUCCAAUGUCCUAGAUUCUCACCCUUGAAAAUAAAGGGACAAAUAAGUAACUUAGUCCCCCUGCUAGUCAUUACUUGCAGAGGUGCAGAGUACACGGGAACUUCCCCAGAGACCCAGGAUAGCAGCACAUAACUGAAACACGUUAAUACACAUCCUUAACUUGUCUGCAUAACUCAGCUGUUGGACCUGCAUAAAAAGUCCAUGUAAUUAAUAACUACAAUGAACGACAUCACAGGUGAAAUGCACAUGUUUUGGCAAGUUAAGCCUAAGUAAAUUCACCACCGUAGUAUUAUCUUUUUUCCAUCAACUUGUUGUACUGUGAUAUAUCCUAAACACAUCUACUGGGUUACUAACACGAUUCAGAACAUGGAGGACUACAUUUAAUGUAACAGUUACAGGGGGCGUGAACAACAGCAGCAAGUAGUUGGUUAUCAGUCAGUUUAUUACAUAAUUUAGCAUCGGAGGACUUUGACGCACUUCUGAGGCGAUCAAAGACUUCUGUGGCAUCUUCUGUUCAACCGUCUCCGUGUCAAACUGAACGACCUGAAGACAUUCGCUUUGCAGUGGUUGUCCCAAUACGAGUUUGGCACGAUCCCAAACACACUUCGUAUCUUUCAAAUAUGGCCAUUUGUACUAUCGUUGCUAUGACUGUGUUCAUACGUUUCUCUAGAGGUGAAAGAUGAAACCAAACCGUUUUUUGUUCUUGCCAAACUCAAGGCAUCACCGAGUGAUUUUUGGGAAGCUAGCAGUAUGUGUGAUGAAGAUUUGCGAAGGCCACUCGGCAGGAGAAAAACAUACCACGCACUCUGAAUUGUCAAACCGUUCAACUUAAUCAGUCCUGCUCCAAUAAACACUGUUUAACAUAGUCUGUAAUCGAAUGCUUCUCUUUAUAAGCCACACACACACAAACACAUCCAUACAUUGAUAUCCACCACCACUCUAUCACACAAUGGCAUGUCGGGCCACGCUGGUCCACCACGCACCCAAUCAGAACUCAGCAUGAAGCUCUGACGCAAAU